Molecule: messenger RNA, 2583 nt
Organism: Colletotrichum spaethianum
Lineage: Eukaryota; Fungi; Ascomycota; Sordariomycetes; Glomerellales; Glomerellaceae
Product: S-methyl-5'-thioadenosine phosphorylase
Exons: 3
Coding region: 1-2583 (860 amino acids)
Biological process (GO): mitotic G2 DNA damage checkpoint signaling; mitotic DNA replication checkpoint signaling; DNA replication initiation
Source: RefSeq, a predicted model, not a curated record
AUGGAGUCUCUACGCAGUCGGGACUCGAGCGAGCCGCCGAUCGACCCUGCGCACCCUUUCAAGGGCGUCGUCGUGUGCUGCACCAGCAUCCCACCAGACCAACGAACAGAGGAGCUCGGCGGCAUCCACAAGUACGACCUGACUCCGGACGUAACCCAUCUUGUUGUAGGCGACUAUGACACGCCCAAGUACCGCCAUGUCGCCAAAGAACGAAACGAUAUCAAGGCCAUGGACGCCAGGUGGAUCGAUAUUGUAGGGGAGUUGUGGAUGAAGGACGCCGAAAUCGACUUUGCCGCUCUGGAACGAGAGUGGCAGUUGAAGCCGCUCGAGACGUGCGGCGAUGUCAUUGAUACAGCGAACCCUACCGAAGCCAAGCGUGGGACGUUGUUGCUUUGUAUGACAGGCUUCGACGAUCCCGAGCAACGUGCGAGCAUCAUCGAAAAAAUCACAGCCAACGGCGGCGCCUACACCGGCGACCUGACAAAACGAGUCUCCCACCUGAUAGUCUUCAAGCCCGAGGGAAAGAAAUAUAAGGCCGCUCGAGCAUGGAACAUACGCACUGUAUCGCUGGCAUGGCUGGAACAGAGCAUCGAACGCGGAAUGAUCUUGGACGAGCAGUGUUUCGACCCCGUCCUGCCUCCUGAGGAGCAAGGUCAGGGGGCUUGGAACAAGCUCAACCCUCGACGGGUGUCAUUAGGGAAGAGGUCGAGGUCAGGGGUCGUGGAGGUGGGUCAGAGGAAGCUGAGAAAGACGGCGAGCAUGAAGCUCAGCAGCCAGAGAGACACACUCUGGGGCGACAUUCUUGGCAGCAAACCCACCGGAGAGUCAUCCGGACCCGGAGACAGGGCCGACAAGAUCGAGGUCCAGGAUUCCGGGAUCCAUGACCGCAUGUUGCAACCCGCGCCAGACGCAGGCAUCUUUUCAGCGUGUUACUUCUUCAUGGCCGGUUUCGAGUCGUGGAAAUCCAAGAUCCUGGCCGAGACCAUAGGCUCUCUGGGCGGUCAAGUAUGUUCUACUUUCGAAGACUUCGCCUCCAAGGGUUAUGAGGCCAGCCCCAGCCGCAGGUUUCUCAUCGUACCGCAAGAGUCGCAGCCGUCGACACACUUCCAGCUUCCUCCCGUGCACGCCGACAAGAUCCAGAUAGUGACGGAGUUUUUUGUUGAGCGAUGUUUGCACAACAAAACCUUAUGCGACCCGGAUCGUCACGUCUUGGGCCGCCCCUUUCCCAUCUUUCCCAUCCGCGGCUUCGAAGACCUGUCCAUCUGCACGGCAGGCUUCUCCGGCAUCGAUCUUCUCCAUGUAGAGAAGGCGGUCAGGCAGAUUGGAGCCAAGUUCGCGGCCAGGCUCAACGAUGCCACCUCGGUACUGGUGUGUAGGACGCUCACGGAGACGAGGAAGGAGAAGCUCAAGUUUGCAUUCGACAACAAAAUCCCCAUCGUCAACUCGGAAUGGCUGUGGGAGUGCAUUACGACGGGGUACAACGUGCCAGUGAAGAUGUAUAUGUUUCCGGCGCUGGGACAGGCAGAUGAUCUCCAACCCAAGUCAAGACGAGCUGAGCAGUAUCGGGAAGACAUGAAGCAGGCCUUUCAGAGGACACGAUCCGAGCCCAUCCCUCAUAUUCCAAAGAGGCCGACGGCUAGACACUCGACUGUCGCCGGAGGCAUCGACACCACCGCCUUCCAAGACGAUGAACACCAGAAGCCCGCGAUCACACAGAAGCCGACGCCAGCUAUAGGGGAGGACUCAAUCGCGCCAUUUGUAGAGCCAGAGAGGGACUUUGCAAAGGGGGACUCGACCGCAUCGUUACAGUUUCAGACUGCCAAAACACACCAAAUGGACAGCUUUGGCGCAGGAACUGUGGUGCCACCACUCUCCGACGCGACGUUGAACGCGCUGAACAAAUCGCCCACCGCUGAGCGAAUGGCGAAGCCCUCAAAGACGCUGGUCAGAACCACGAGCGUGGCCGACAGCAUGGAGCCAACUCCUCUUCCUGUCGAGGAGGAAUCAGCCCCUGUCGAAGACGAGGGUGAGCCAGUGCCGGCCGCCGGAGAAAGCCAAGUCGACACAAGGCCGAAAGACGACGAAGAGGCGGAGCUGAAGCGUCAGAGGGACGCACAAAAGGCGGCUGAAAAGGAGGCAUUAACUUCGAAGCUGGCAUCCCUCAUUGACUUCAAACGCAGUGCCGAGAGCGUGCCCGAGGAGGAAAACUCGGGCCAGCACCAGCACCAGCAGCCGAGGCGUCCUCGCAAACGCCCCUUCGGAAGGGCCGUUAGCAACGCCUCGGCAGCAUCGAGCGGGAGCACCGAGUCGCGCAUGGACUCGAUGGCCCGUACGGCCGACGAGUACCAGCCGCAGCAGCAGCAGCAGCAGCAGGACGCCGAGCAACAGCCGCCAUCGACGCAGAUCCAGUACCAGGACCCAGGCGCGCAGCAGCAUCGCGACAAGAUCAUUAGCAAAAUGCGCGGCGAGGACAGCAAACCCCCGGCCAUCACCCAGCCGACCAAGAAGAAGGUGACGACGAUCGGCGGUUUCGACUUUAGUGAAGAGGGUCGGCCCACCACGAGGCAACUCCGGCGCAAGUAA